Messenger RNA from Arvicanthis niloticus (Nile rat), 716 nucleotides. It is a transcript of the gene Czib, whose product is annotated as CXXC motif containing zinc binding protein. The record is from RefSeq and is a predicted model, not a curated record. NCBI's taxonomy places the organism in Eukaryota, Metazoa, Chordata, Mammalia, Rodentia, Muridae. Gene Ontology annotation, molecular function: zinc ion binding.
AGCCUUUUACGACGGGCCGGAAAGCAGCUGUCGCAGCGGCAUAACGUGGACCGGGCAGCUAUGGGGAAAAUCGCACUGCAGCUCAAAGCCACGCUAGAGAACGUCACGAACCUUCGGCCAGUGGGCGAGGACUUCCGGUGGUACCUGAAGAUGAAAUGUGGCAACUGUGGUGAGAUUUCAGAGAAGUGGCAGUAUAUCCGCCUGAUGGACAGUGUGGCGCUGAAAGGAGGCCGAGGCAGUGCCUCCAUGGUCCAGAAGUGCAAGCUGUGUGCACGGGAAAACUCUAUUGACAUUUUGAGCAGCACCAUCAAGUCUUACAAUGCUGAAGACAAUGAGAAGUUCAAGACGAUAGUGGAGUUUGAAUGCCGGGGCCUUGAACCAGUUGACUUCCAGCCCCAGGCUGGGUUUGCUGCUGAAGGUGUGGAGUCAGGGACAGUCUUCAGUGACAUUAAUCUGCAAGAAAAGGACUGGACAGACUAUGAUGAAAAGGCUCAGGAGUCUGUGGGGAUUUUCGAGGUCACCCAUCAGUUUGUGAAGUGCUGAACUGUCUGCCUGCAAACUUGCCUGUAAGAACUAAGAGACAGAGCGCCCAAGGAGCAGUUCCCAUGGAGGCUUCUCAUCUCUGCUCUCCUAGCACCUGUCCCAAGCCCUCACAGUCUGCAUGCCAGGGUUUACCACAGUUCUAGGUCCCACCAAUAAAGUCCGUUGGUGCCACA